This is a messenger RNA of Closterium sp. NIES-65, 3921 nucleotides long. NCBI's taxonomy places the organism in Eukaryota, Viridiplantae, Streptophyta, Zygnematophyceae, Desmidiales, Closteriaceae. The record is from the annotation of a GenBank genome assembly.
AUGCUGGUGGAUCUGAACGCGUUCGCGGACGAGCAUUUCGACCCCAAGGCGUGGGUCAACGAUGCGUGCGCCGCGCUCCCGCCGGAGGAACCUCCGGAGAAGUUUCUCGCGGACAUUGAAAUGAAGCUGCAGCUCUUAUCGGAGGACAUGGGCGGCGCGUUGGAGGAGCAGAGCGCGGGCGCGCUGCUGAGAGUGCCGCGCGCCGUGAGGGAGACGAAGCGCGUGCGCGACGAUGCCGUGUCGCUCAAAGGCACUGUUGCCAGCAUCCUGCAGCGCCUGCAGCAGGUGGAGGCUACGUCAGCAGCAUCCGUGGCGGUGCUGGCGAAGGUGGAUGCAGUGAAGCAGCAGAUGGAGGCGGCGAGAGACACCCUCCAGUACGCGGCAGGCUUGGCACAGCUGAGCGCGUCAGUGGAGCAGGUGUUCGCCAGUGGCGACCUGCCACGUGUCGCCGAGACAUUGGCCAACAUGCGGCGCUGCCUGGAGGUGGUGGGCGAUGCGCCGGAGUUUGCGGCGAACAAGAGGCAGCUUCAAUCGCUGGAGGAUCGGUUGGAGCAGAUGGUGCAGCCGCGGCUGUCAGACGCGCUCACUCACAGCAAGUUGGACGCGUGUCGCUCGCUGACAGGCAUACUUGCAGCGAUUGGCCGGCAGCACACAGUGGAAGCUCUCUUCUGCCUCGUGCGCUGCCGCCCGCUCACACGCCUGUGGGAGCAGUUCGAAGUCACUGCUGUGGCACCAGGAGCUGGUCCCUUGGCAGCAGCGUUACAGUUCCCCGAGUGGUUACCGCGCUGGUAUGACGAGAUGCUACUGGCAGUGGAGCAGGAGGCGCGCUGGUGCGUGGCAGCCUUCCCCCACCACGCCUCGCCUCUGCUGCUACGUCUGCUCACGGCCACGUGGGGCGGGAUCGCCUCCAGCUUCACUGCGCGCGUCGAUGCUGCUGUGUCUGACGCUGCGCUGUCUGCUCUUGCUGCUUCUGAUGCAGCAUCCCAGACCAGACCUUCUACGCGCCUGGCCCUGCUACUCGCCCUACACGCCACCACCACCACCUUCGCGCGCAACCUCUCCCGCCUCCUCGCCUCCCUUCCUUCCUCCACCCCCCCCGAUGCCACUAAACCAUCUUCCUCUGAAAAAAGCACCCAAGGAGCCGCCGCCGCAGGAGGAGGAGCGGCAGGAGGAGAGAAAAGCAGCAAGAGCAAGGGCAGGGAGGAGGAGGGGGAUCAGGAGGGAGAGGGGCCAGUGAGUGUGGGAGCAGUGGUGUGGGCGGUGUUCCGGCCCUUGGAGCCCUUCAAGCAGCGCUACGGGGACUAUGAGCGUGCACAGCUGGCGGCGGAUCUGGGCGGCAUAGAUCUCAGACCGGGCGGCGCAGUGAAGCAAGUGGGGCAGCGUGGGCUCGUGCUGGCAGAUGCUGUGCGGCGCAUGGAGGUGAGAGGUGGUGCUGUGCGGUGCAUGUCAGUGUGCUGGAAUAAUCUCUUGGAAUCUUUUGGAGUUCUCAGCGGCCAUCCCAGCAGCUAUGGCAGCACUGGAAGCAGCAGUGGAGCGCUGUCUUGCCUUCACAGGGGGCUCAGCAGUGUUGCUCACCGCUCUCAACCACUCACUCCUCCUCUACGUCCCCUCUUUCUUACCCGCCCCACGCCCCCCUCGCCCUUCCCCCACCAGGCGGCCAUUCCAGCAGCCAUGGCAGCACUGGAAGCAGCAGUGGAGCGCUGUCUUGCCUUCACAGGGGGCUCAGAGGCAGCAGCUCUCCUCACCGCUCUUGACCACUCCAUCCUCCUCUUCCUCUCCCGCCUCUCCUCCUGCCUCCAAUCCCUCCCCCCCAUCUGCGGCCUCUCCCCUCCCGCCCCUCCCACCCCUCCUUCCUCCGCCACUCCCUCCGCCCCAACCCGAGCCUCCGGUCCAGGCUCGGACCGAACCAAUCCAGUCUCAGACGAUCCGUUAGCUAGUCUACCAGACCCGGCGGGGUACGGGGGAGGUGGAGCAGGGGGGGUGGAGGAGGAGGAGGAGUGGGCAGUGGUGCAGGGAGCGCUGCAACUGCUGAUGGUGGCAGAGAGUGUGGCAGUGCGCGUGGCAGUGUUUGAAGCCUCCCUCCGCAGCGCCCUCACCCAGCUCUCCCCCCGCCUGGGGCUGGAUGCUGGGGGGGAUGGCGCAGGGGAAGGGGGAGGGGAAUCCGCGGGAGGGGAGGUGAAGCGGGUGGGGUCGGUGGGUGGCGCAGGGGGAGGGGGAGGCGCAGGGGGAGGGGGAGGCGCAGGGGGAGGCGGAGUGGGAGCUGGAGGGGGAGCAGAGGGGAGUGAGGUGGAUGUGGCUGUGCUGCGACUGGCGGAGUAUCCCGACAAGGCUCAGCGCCUCGCCAGGCUGCUGGACGAGUUGAGGGACCCGCGCAUCCACGCGCUCCCGCGCACGGCGCAGCGAGUGAGAAGCUUCCAGGAAGCGGUGUCAUCAUUGGUGUACGACGUGCUCAUUGCCAAGGUGCGGCGGCAGCUGGCGGGGGUAUCCACGAUGCCGGACUGGGCAUUGGGCGAGGAGGAGAAUGUGUUUGACCUACCGGCCUUCAACGCGUACGCUCUACCAUACAUCACAGCCGUGGGAGAAUACCUCCUCACUCUCCCCCAGCAACUCGAGCCUCUCGCCGUCGCUGCCUCUGAAGCUGCCCCGAGCCUGCUCCUGCAAGCCUCGGCAAGCGGCGCGUCGGCGGGCGGGGAAUCCGCGACGCCGACCGCAGCAGGGGAGGAGGACGCAGGAGCAUAUUUCGUCCGUGAGUGGAUGACAAAGGUUGCGGACGGCGCGACGUCGCUAUUCGUGGAGCAAAUUCGGGCAAUUCCCGAGGUGUCGGACCGGGGGGCACAGCAGUUAGCAGCAGACAUAGAGUAUCUAUGCAGUGUACUGUCGGUGCUUUAUGUGGCUGCAUCGCCUGCUAUCGCGACCUUCCAAGCGUGCUUUGCCACGCCCAAGGCAAGCCUGGCGGAGUUUAUCGCACAUGAGAGUGGUGCUGGAGGGUCGCUGGAUGCCACCGCUGCCCGCCUGGUUGCCAAGAUGAGGCGGCAACGUAACUUGCGGAUACUUGUACCAUCCUUCUCGCUGCACCGCUUUCCUCCCUCACCGCUCUUUGCAUCGCGUGCCAUCAUCUGCCAUACCUCCGUCAUGGCGGCUACAGCAUCGCGGGGCUCGUCCCCUUUCUCCCGUUUCGGCGACUCGCAGUCAUUCAACUUCGACGCGCUGAAGAACUUCUCCGCGCUCACCCCCUCGAUACAGUCACAUCUGCAGAAGGUCUACCUGACGCUCUCGCUGACGCUGGUCGUCGCGUCGCUAGGCGCGUACGCGCACGUGCUGUGGGGGCUCGGCGGCGCGCUCUCGUCGAUAGCGUCCAUCGCGGGCGUGCUUUGGCUCAACGCCACUCCCGCCGUUCCCGCUAACGAGUCGUUUCGCUUUCGCCUGCUUCUCGCCAUCGCCUUCUCGCACGGCUGCUCCAUCGGCCCGCUCGUCGAUGCUGUUAUUCAAAUCAACCCCGGUCUGCUAGUCACAGCGUUCGUCGCAACAGCAGCCAUCUUCCUGUGCUUCUCAGGAGCAGCACUGCUGGCUAAGCGCAGGGAGUACCUCUACCUGGGAGGAUUCCUUGCCUCUGCCGUCUCCACCAUGCUCGCCCUGCGCCUUGCUUCCAUCUUCUUUGGCGGCUCUAACGCUGUCUUUCAGAUCGAGCUGUAUGGAGGCCUCCUGGUCUUCUCAGGCUACAUCAUCUACGACACGCAGGUGCUGCUGGAGAGGGCGAGGCAGGGCCAGUGCGACCACGUUGUGGACGCUCUCGAGCUGCUGCUCGACUUUGUCGCUGUCUUCGUGCGCAUCCUCUUCAUUCUGACAAGGAAGGAGGAGAGGGAGGAGGAGCAGCGGGCAUCAUCCAAGCGCAGAACUGCUGCCAGCACCUCUCGCCGUUAA